This is a messenger RNA of Tribolium madens (black flour beetle), 1041 nucleotides long. Its product is annotated as ATP synthase mitochondrial F1 complex assembly factor 2. Gene Ontology annotation, biological process: mitochondrial proton-transporting ATP synthase complex assembly. Gene Ontology annotation, cellular component: mitochondrion. The record is from RefSeq and is a predicted model, not a curated record. NCBI's taxonomy places the organism in Eukaryota, Metazoa, Arthropoda, Insecta, Coleoptera, Tenebrionidae. The transcript is spliced from 4 exons. The coding region runs from base 196 to 1026 and encodes 276 amino acids.
UGGGUGGCAUUGAGAUUGUUUUUUCAGUAUUGUAAACUUGAAAGGAGAUAUAAAAAUCACCAAAAUGAAAUAGUUCUCUAGAAUAGAAUGAGCUAAUUUUUGUGUUAUUAUUAAAAUAUUAAUUUAAAUCAUCACUUUUCUAUGCACCCACCUUGCAUCUCACCUGACAACCUAACCUAGAAAUUUGUAACCAAAAUGUUCAAAACAUUUUUAAAUUGUUUGAAAUUCACUAGUAAACUACAUGAUUCAAGUGCAUUAAGCCAUUUUAACAAUUCUUUCAGGCAUUAUGCAACUCGAAAACGUUUUUAUCGAAAUACUGGGAUUUUACGCAGUGAGGGCAAAUAUGAAAUAACUCUGGAUCAAAGAAAAUUAAAAACACCACAGGGAAAUUUAUUUAGCGUUGAAAGUGAGCCCUUGGCUAUCGCAGUAGCUACAGAAUGGAAUUCACAAAAGGAGAACAUUAUUCAGAGUAAAAUGCACCUUACUACAUUAUGUAACACAGUCAUUGAUAAUCCAAAUAAUUUAACAAAAUAUGACAUGGUUAACCACAUCACAAACUAUUUGGACACUGACACGAUUUUAUUUCAAGCCGAUGAAGAGAAAGAUUUGCUUGAAUUGCAAGAGAAAGAAUGGGACCCUGUCAUAGAUUGGUUCAAUAAACGCUUCGAAGUCAAUAUAAAAAAAUCGCAACAAAUGGACGCCCCCCCAGCUAGUGAAAAAGACAAAGCGACUUUAAGCAAACACUUGUUAUCGCACAAUUUUGCUACAAUUUGCGGAUUUAUGUACGGAGUGGACACUUUAAAAUCAGUAAUAUUGACGCUAGCGUGUGUGGAACACUUCCUAACUCCUGAAAAAGCAGUCCUUUUAUCUCGCCUGGAAGAGGAGUACCAAACAGGCCACUGGGGAAGAGUCGAGUGGGCUCACGACUUGAACCAACAAGACCUCCAAGCCAGACUCGCCGCAGUCAUACUAUUAACUUAUUUUAAUAACCAAUCAAGUAAAAUUAAAUCCAAAGCGAUUCAGUAAUUAGCUCGUUUUUAU